AUGCUUCUGCACGGUGGGCUGUGGGGAUUUGCAGGCCAGCCUCAGCAAGGGAAGCCAUAUGUCUUCGACAGAGUGCUGCCUCCCAGCACGACCCAAGAGCAGGUUUACAGUGCGUGUGCCAAGCAAAUUGUCAAAGAUGUCCUUGAAGGUUAUAAUGGGACGAUUUUUGCAUAUGGACAGACUUCAUCAGGAAAGACACAUACCAUGGAGGGGAAGCUGCAUGACCCUCAGCUCAUGGGGAUCAUCCCCAGGAUCGCACACGACAUCUUCGACCAUAUCUACUCCAUGGAUGAAAACCUGGAGUUUCACAUCAAGGUUUCCUAUUUCGAGAUCUACUUGGACAAAAUCAGGGACUUACUCGAUGUGUCCAAGACAAACUUGGCUGUUCAUGAAGAUAAAAACAGAGUCCCGUAUGUAAAGGGGUGCACCGAGCGGUUUGUGUCCAGCCCGGAGGAAGUCAUGGAUGUGAUAGAUGAAGGCAAGGCAAACCGACAUGUGGCUGUAACAAACAUGAAUGAACACAGCUCUAGAAGUCACAGUAUCUUCCUGAUUAAUAUUAAACAAGAGAAUGUAGAGACGGAAAAAAAACUCAGUGGGAAGCUUUAUCUGGUUGAUUUGGCUGGGAGCGAAAAGGUCAGCAAAACUGGUGCCGAGGGAGCUGUUCUCGAUGAAGCUAAAAAUAUCAAUAAGUCUUUGUCUGCUCUUGGAAACGUAAUCUCCGCCUUGGCAGAAGGGACAAAAACCCAUGUGCCAUAUCGGGACAGCAAGAUGACUCGGAUUCUUCAGGACUCUCUGGGUGGGAACUGUAGAACUACUAUUGUUAUUUGCUGUUCUCCUUCUGUCUUCAAUGAAGCUGAGACCAAAUCCACGCUGAUGUUUGGACAAAGGGCGAAGACCAUCAAGAACACAGUCUCGGUGAACCUGGAGCUGACAGCGGAAGAAUGGAAGAAGAAGUACGAAAAAGAGAAGGAGAAGAACAAGACUUUGAAGAACGUUAUCCAGCAUCUGGAGAUGGAGCUGAACAGGUGGAGAAAUGGAGAAGCUGUGCCUGAGGAUGAGCAGAUCGGUGCUAAGGACCAGAAGACCCUGGAGCCCUGUGAUAACACCCCCAUCAUCGACAAUAUUGCUCCUGUCGUCGAUGCUGUUGUCGCCAGUAUCUCUGCAGAGGAGAAAGAGAAAUACGACCAGGAGCUCUCCAGUCUCUACAGGCAACUGGAUGAUAAGGAUGAUGAAAUUAACCAGCAGAGCCAGCUGGCUGAAAAGCUUAAGCAACAGAUGUUGGAUCAGGAUGAGCUUUUAGCUUCCACGAGAAGAGACUAUGAGAAGAUCCAAGAGGAGCUGACACGGCUCCAGAUUGAGAACGAGGCAGCCAAAGACGAAGUGAAAGAAGUGCUCCAGGCCCUGGAGGAGCUGGCUGUCAAUUACGACCAGAAGUCGCAGGAAGUGGAAGACAAGACCAGGGCCAACGAGCAGCUGACAGAUGAGCUGGCCCAGAAAACGACUACGCUGACAACCACGCAGAGGGAGCUGAGCCAGCUCCAAGAGCUGAGCAACCACCAGAAGAAGAGAGCGACGGAGAUCCUGAACCUGCUGCUGAAGGACCUGGGGGAGAUAGGCGGGAUCAUCGGCACCAACGACGUGAAGACGCUGGCAGACGUGAACGGAGUCAUUGAGGAGGAGUUCACCAUGGCCCGUCUGUACAUCAGCAAGAUGAAGUCAGAGGUCAAGUCCCUGGUGAACCGCAGCAAGCAGCUCGAGAGCGCCCAGAUGGACUCCAACAGGAAGAUGAACGCCAGCGAGCGGGAGCUGGCCGCCUGCCAGCUGCUCAUAUCCCAGCACGAAGCCAAGAUCAAGUCCCUGACGGACUACAUGCAGAACAUGGAGCAGAAGAGGAGGCAGCUGGAGGAGGCCCAGGACUCGCUCACCGAAGAGCUGGCCAAGCUCCGGGCCCAAGAAAAGAUGCAUGAAGUCAGCUUCCAAGAUAAGGAGAAGGAGCAUCUGACGCGGCUGCAGGAUGCCGAGGAGAUGAAGAAGGCGCUGGAGCAGCAGAUGGAGAGCCACCGGGAGGCUCACCAGAAGCAGCUGUCCAGACUUCGAGAUGAAAUUGAGGAGAAGCAGAAAAUCAUUGAUGAGAUUCGGGAUUUGAAUCAGAAACUGCAACUGGAACAAGAGAAGCUCAGUUCUGAUUAUAACAAGCUGAAGAUAGAGGACCAGGAGAGAGAGAUGAAACUGGAAAAACUCUUAUUGCUCAAUGACAAAAGGGAGCAAGCCCGGGAGGACCUCAAAGGGCUGGAAGAGACUGUGUCUCGGGAAUUGCAGACUCUGCAUAACCUCCGCAAGCUCUUCGUCCAGGAUCUGACUGCCCGGGUUAAAAAAAGUGUAGAGCUGGACAGCGACGACAGCGGGGGCAGUGCUGCCCAGAAGCAGAAAAUCUCCUUCCUGGAGAACAACCUGGAGCAGCUCACGAAGGUUCACAAACAGCUGGUCCAGGACAACGCCGACCUGCGCUGCGAGCUGCCCAAGCUGGAGAAGCGUCUGCGCGCCACAGCCGAGCGCGUCAAGGCCCUGGAGAGCGCGCUGAAGGAGGCCAAGGAGAACGCCAUGUGGGACCGCAAGCGCUACCAGCAGGAGGUGGACCGCAUCAAGGAGGCUGUGAGGGCCAAGAACAUGGCCCGGAGGGCCCACUCCGCCCAGAUUGCCAAGCCCAUCCGCCCAGGACACUAUCCAGCAUCAUCUCCAACGGCCGUUCACGCCAUCCGAGGGGGAGGAGGCGUCUCAUCGAACUCCACCCACUACCAGAAAUAAAUGAGAAAUAUGACUCUCCGUGUAGCAUGUCAAGGACGAAAUUAAUCACCAAUUCCUUUGUUUUUUUCCUCCCUCCUACACACUUUUCUUUUACACUUGCUUACCCAGCCAUCUGCAGUACGCCCGUUUCAGGUGUUUGAGCCGUGUAGAGUUUCUGUGUGUACAGAUGUGUGCUUGGACUUCUCUCUUCCUGAGAAAUCUGAAGGAGAUGAUUACAGAAGAUCCACUUACUCCCGGGAACCACUGCUGCGGCCCCGGCCCGGGGCCUGGGUGGUCCCUGGGCAGCCCCUGCACUGGCCCAGCAAACGCUCCAACGUGCCAUUCCCGAGGGGAUGACCAAGUGCCGCGGGGGCAGGUGAUCACGCUGUGCCGCAACUCUCUGGUUUCCUGUAAAAUAAACACUUUAUAUUUUUAGGGAACAAAACAAGUGCUGCUAUGGGGUUCAAAAUUUUCAUUCUGAACACUUUUCCGAAACAAAUUACUCCAAGGAAGCAUUUUGAAUGUCCUGGUCACAUCUUUGGAUCUGUAAAGUAUACCUUUUAGUAUGGCACCGUUAAAAUGCAAAGCAGAUUUCUUCAAGGCAGAAAAACAAUCUGACAGUAGCAAUGUAGAAUCUGUUCAUUCAGACACAUCCAUGUGAAUGUGAAAAGUCAUAAAAUUCACCUCUGGGCUGUUUGCUAUUGAACCUGCAGCGACUAGUCUCGGCGGCUGGUGCGAACAUCACUCCCUCGGAAGUGUUCGCCGCGGAGUCGGAUGAGUGGAAAAGGGUUGCCCCCUCCCCUGACCCGACCGGAGCUGGCACCCGGAUGGCCUUUCUCUAGGGAACCAUCUUAAGCCCGGAGAGGGUAUUGCUGCCGAAACCCAGGAUAAUUCCAGCAGCUGAAAGAGGAAGCCCUGGGGAGAAAGUAAUUGACAAAUUUCUGUGCCUCUGAAUAAGUUGCCAUGAAUAAGCUGUUAUUUUCACUCAUCAUUCUGACUGUUUGAGUUGUCUCCUUGGCAUCGAAUAGAUAGGUUUCCACUUCUUAGGCAGAAUUAGAAGAAAUCAGUAUGGAUGGAUUUUUUUUUAUAUUUAGCUGUUCCUGUAUUCAAAUACAUGAACCUACACGAAAUCAACUCUUCCUGUUGUGCAUAUUAAAGUGGUGUAUUUCCAAGUGAGGUUUUCAGGGAAACUGGCAAGGAUUCAAUUAAGUUGGUCUUCUGCGCUGCUAUUGUUUUGACAAAUUUGAGGGUAAGUCAGUGACAACCAAACCAAACUCGGUGAAAGUACCUAUCGUCCUGUUACGGUGCCUGCCCAAGAUGAGCCAGCUGGCACUGUCCCUGCUGCUGUCACCGCUGGAACGAGCUGGGUGAGGGGGAGACGUUGGCCUUUCUAGUGGUUCUGUGGGUGGAAGGUAGUUCAAGGUGUGUGUGUGUGAGAGAGAGAGACAGAGAGGAGAGAAAGCACUAAGGACGGAAUUGACCUCCAAACUCUUGUAUAAAAUUCCCUAACAAAGCAAAGCUGCUUUAUUUAUUUGUUAAAUGUUGCUCUGUGUGUGUGUGUGUGUGUGUGUUGGGGGAGGGAGAGGAGUAAGGAGAAAAAGUGAUUAAUUCUACUGAAGUAUUUAUUUGGAAAAGAUGACAGUUUUGCGUUUUUAAAGUUCUUCGGUUUGAUUUUCUUGUGUUGCUGCCAGCAUUCACCCAGUAAGUUGCCCAAUCACUAUUUGCAAUCUGAUAGAAGGGUCCUUGUAGGGCAGGUUUUGCAGCCCUUAUCAAGUGAUAACAUAUACCAUAGAUUAUAACCUCGCCUCUGAUUUUGGAAGCUAAAACAUUGGUCUUUGAGAAGAAUGCCAGUUUAUAAUUGUCAUACUUACUACUGUCUAUUAUACAAUUGUAUUAUUUUGUGUUUGGAAAUAGAACCAAGGUCAGUAAUUUCUUUUUGGCUCUCUUGUUAAUUGAUUAUUUUGGAUUUGUUCCAAAGUAAUUUUUUCCUGGGUACCCCUUUCCUACUUCUAAAGAAUUGCUUGUCCCUUUCAUGUUUCAAAGAAACAGUCACUUGUAGUUCCACAUUUCUUGAUCUCCACAAGGGACUCACAAAAUUCACUUCACUUUUAUUCACAGAGAAAGUUGGCUUUGAUGUCUUUUAAAGAUACUCUGCUAGUUGCUGAUCAGCCAGUCAGUUCACCUAGCUUUGAUCUUUAUAGGACCUCUAAACCAGGUUUCCUACACUGUGACUAACAGGCAGAUUAUUGGAAUGGAUCAUGCAGUAUAUUCAAGUGGAUCCCUAAGUAUUACUUUGUGUAAUAAGCUAAUAUUUAGAUCAUAUACUCUGUAGGCCACACCUAUGCAAUUUUAAUUUUUUUAGAUGAUUGCUCCUUUGCCUUUGGACUCUAACUGUAAAAAACCACACUUCUGAAGGCCAGGCCUAUGGUUAUAUGUUUGGUUGUGUGCUGCUUUUUGCUAGCGUGUGUGUGUGUGUGUGUGUGUGUGUACACGUGCACAUGCGCUUUUCUCCUCUAAAUAAUUUUAUAUUUCAUGCUACUUCUUGAAUGUUGACUCUCUGAUUCUAUGAGGGAAUACCAGAUGGUUUAUACAGAUAAUCUCUACCUGCAGGAUAGUGGAUUGUUAAAUUAGAGGAAUGCUGUUGGGGAUAUCAAGAUGUGUGGUAGGAGACUAAAUGCCAAAUGUGUUUUGGUCCUUUACCAGAGACUUCUGUACAAACACAUCGUCUCUUCAGAUACUGUACAGUUGGCUUUUGUUGAAUGGCAGGUAGUAAGGAGAACAUUAAGUGUAGAUUAAGGCUUUUAAAGAAAAUAGUAUCAUGUGAUUAAGAAAUUAGGGUUUAUAGAAAUAUUGGGAUAAAUGGAGAAAUAAAAAUGUCUGCCUAGAAUGUAGCAUCUAGUAUAUUUUGAAGCCCUAAAUCACACAUGAAGCUGAUACUCCUGUCCAAGGCCAGACCAAGCCAUCACCAGGAUUCACGGAGGAAUCAUCAGUCCUCCUUUCCUGCAGGAAUAACUGAAGGCAAAUAAAAGCUCGUAACAGUCCCCUCUUGAAGUGCAUUUUUUUUAGCAGGGCAGAAGACAUUUGGACUCUGGCUCUAUGGCAUAUUGGGGAAAUUUUUCAUUGGCGGGGGCGGGGGGAAGUUUUCACUUCUUUCACUUCAUUGUCUCACCGUGCGUAUCUUGAGCAAGCUGAAGGAACCAUCAUAGUCUACAACAGCCUCAUGUAACACCACAACGCAGACUUUUAAAAAGUGUUGAACAAGUGCCAGGUCUGUUGCCAAGGAAGCACUGCUCCAUGAAGUCUGCUUACACACUACAAAUUGUGUAUUGGUUUUAACUACUUUACAUUGUGCGCGGAGAUGAGGGGAGUAGGGCAUCUGUAGAAUUAUUCAUGUCUAGUUUGUAAAGUAUGUAGUGUGUACUGCAGAUGUGUGUUCUCUGGGCCCUGUGUAUCUGUACAGUAGCUUUUAUUUAAAUCGUGGGCAAACUUGGUGGUUUGAAGGGGAGAAUGGCAGUUUAUAUCGCGUAAUGAAGCUGUAAUAUAUAGUACGUGUAACAAAAGAUCUGGAAGUAACCCUCCCCUGGCCUUUGGAGAAUUUUGGUUUCUUCUAGGUUCUAAAAUGAAGAUGUAUGGAUACUCUGGCAGUCUGCAUGUUGUAUAAUUUGAAAAAUACUAAAAGUGGAAAAUAAACUUGACUUAAACUUUG
This is a messenger RNA of Miniopterus natalensis, 6490 nucleotides long. NCBI's taxonomy places the organism in Eukaryota, Metazoa, Chordata, Mammalia, Chiroptera, Miniopteridae. The record is from RefSeq and is a predicted model, not a curated record.